AUGAUACACAUAGGGGCGUGUGAAAAAACACAAAGGGGUGAUAAACGAGUUCCGAAUAUUGCCACUCUGUGCGAUCUACGUCCUCUCGAGGAGCAGUUGUUCGCAGCUAAUCUGGACAUCACUGUGAAGUCUCUUUUCCCGGGUGAAAAACUUGCCGAGGAUCUGGGGGUGAACAAAACCCUCAUUGCAAGUGCCCCUACUCCAACCAAUCUGAGGGGAGACUUCAUUUACGUUCGGGAUGCCACAUUCAGAAUGGAAGGUCUAAGCAGUGAAGAAUACAAAGAGGAAAUCCGAGACAAUUUGGAAAACAGCCGUAAGUACAGACUGGACAAUCACCAGGAUCUCAUGUACAGAGUUCUAGGAGUGUUUCCUAUUCAGAUAAGUGUCUUUAAUUCAGAAAAUAUGGUUGUCCCAACUGCCAUGGAAGAAAAGACAGAAGCUUAG
Messenger RNA from Haliotis rufescens (red abalone), 444 nucleotides. RefSeq lists its product as uncharacterized. Bases 1 to 444 code for a protein of 147 amino acids. The transcript has 4 exons. NCBI's taxonomy places the organism in Eukaryota, Metazoa, Mollusca, Gastropoda, Lepetellida, Haliotidae. The record is from RefSeq and is a predicted model, not a curated record.